This is a messenger RNA of Entelurus aequoreus (snake pipefish), 3088 nucleotides long. RefSeq names its product kelch-like protein 38. NCBI's taxonomy places the organism in Eukaryota, Metazoa, Chordata, Actinopteri, Syngnathiformes, Syngnathidae. The transcript has 5 exons. Gene Ontology annotation, molecular function: protein binding. The record is from RefSeq and is a predicted model, not a curated record. Bases 118 to 1875 code for a protein of 585 amino acids.
CACCAGAGAAAAUAGGGAGGAAGUGCAAGAAAAUGUCAAGGAUACAUUUUUUCUGCUGAGUGCUUGUGGCAAACAACUUGCGAGACCCUCCAGAAAGCGUAUAGAGACGGAAAAAGAAUGGACCGAUCAGCGUUGGACGUGUUCCACUACAAAGACAAAGAGCAGUCAUCCAACCUUCUCCUGCAGCUCAACAGCCUGAGACAGGAUAAGCUUCUGACAGACGUGCUACUCUGCUCCGAAAACAUCGAGAUCCCUUGCCACCGCAAUGUCCUGGUGUCCAGCAGCCCUUACUUCAGGGCAAUGUUCUGCAACAACUUUGUAGAAAGGCAGCAGCACCGGAUCAACCUGAAGGGUCUCACGUCGGCCGCUCUGAGCGGCAUCAUCGACUACGUCUACACCGGGCUGGCUUGUAUCAGCAUGGAUAACGUGCUGCCUUUCAUGCAGGCAGCCUCCAUGCUGCAGUAUGGCCGGCUUUUUGAGGCCUGCUCCAGUUUUUUACAACAGCAGCUGAGCCCUGAGAACUGCUUGAGCAUGGUAAGGCUUUCCGAUAUCUUGAACUGCAACACUUUGAGACACAAGGCAAAGGAGAUGGCCGUGAACAGCUUCUCCGAUGUGUCUGUUUCGGAGGAUCUGCGCGAGCUGUCUUUACCAGAGCUUAUGGGCUACCUGGAGGAUGACAGCCUUUGUGCGGCGGAGGAGCAGGUCUUUGAGACUCUUGUAGCUUGGAUCCACUAUGAUCCUUUAUCCAGACGUGGCGCCAUCAGUGACCUUUUCAAGAAAGUGCGUCUCCGCUACAUCCACCCCACCUACUUGUUCCAAUUUAUCGCCAAUGACCCUCUGAUUCAGUCCUCUACCCUCUGUGUUGAAAUCAUCGAUUCGGUGCGACGCCUCAUGUUUUCUGUCAGCACAAAAUAUGUGGGUGACUUUGCGGGUGACUUGAAGCCUGUUUGGGUUGCACCGAGGCGCUGCACCUACUGUGACACUCUUGUUGUGGUGGGAGGGAGGAAAAACGAUGAGCAGACCUCAAGGGACGCUAUAGUAUUUGAUGAAAGGAGCAAUAAGUGGCAGUGUUUGUCCAAGCUGCCUGUCCGACUGUACAAAGCUUCCUACGUGGCUCUGCACAGUGUGGUGUAUGUUAUCGGAGGCCUGAGCACCAACACAAAACACAGCCAAGUCAGCAAAACUGUCUAUACCCUAUCUCUCAAAACCAACCAGUGGCGGGUGGCCGAGCCCAUGCUGGAGCCACGUUUCGCCCACCAGAGUGUCUCCUACCUCCACUUCAUCUUCGUCCUUGGGGGACUCAGGUCUGAUAGACAGCUGGCCGACAGCGUGGAAAGAUACAACAGCAUGUUCAACCAGUGGGAGUCAAUGGCCCCCAUGCCCGAGGCUGUUCUGCACCCUGCAGUGGCCGCCACCAACCAGAGGAUCUACAUGUUUGGUGGGGAAGACGCCAAGCACAACCCGGUCCGAAUCAUUCAGGUGUAUCACAUUGCCAGGAACAUGUGGUAUACGAUGGAGAACAGAACAGUAAAGAACAUGUCCGCUCCUGCUGUUGUGAUGGAUGAAAACAUCUACGUUAUUGGAGGAUACACCAGGAGAAUGAUUGCGUACGAUACCAAGGCCAACCGCUUCAUCAAGUGUGCCAGCCUGAAGGAGAGGAGGAUGCACCAUUCUGCUACGGUUCUCAACAACAAACUUUACAUCACUGGAGGGCGUUACAUCAAUGGCCAUGAUGUUAUUGAGGACUCAGACAAUUUUGAGUGUUACGACCCAAAGACAGACACUUGGACAUCCGAGGGGACUCUACCAUAUAAACUCUUCGACCACGGCUCUCUUACUGUGACAUGUGUCUCGCAGACAUUGGAUCACUCAUAGUUGAGAGUGAUUCAUAGUAACAGUUAUUUGAAUGUCAACGGUUGAUUUAAUGUAGAACUAAUGAACUAAUAUUAGGGUGUUUGUGUGUUUUCCAUUUCAAUUUUGAGCGCCUAUCCCAGAUGAACUGGACUGGUCACUAUUAACUCAUAUAAAACACAUUUUGAAACAACCAUUCACACUCAAUUCACCCCUAUUGACAAUUUCUCCAAUGGGAGAAAACUAGUAUACCCAAAGUAAGUGGCUCUGAUAUCAACACGCUCUGGGCGAAACCAGUCUUUUGAUGCCCCCUAGAGAAUGCCACUCUGGGUAAUAAAUGCCCAUGUGGACUGAUGUAAGACUUUCACUUUCAACACACACACACACACACACACACACAAACACAGGCACACAAACAAUGAAAACAAACGCCACAAUUUGAGAAACAAUCAUUUUGUUUUGAAGCAUCAUUUUCAAACUAUCUUUACAUGUACGCAACGUUAAUGUAUACAAUCAUAUUUUGUUAUAUGUAAGAGAUAAUAAACAUGUAAAUAUAUUUUAAAGGUUAUACACAUUUGCUAGUACUGUAUCCCAGUCUGAUUUGACAAAGACUUUGUUUUCAACCUUUAGAAGUAGGGAUGUAACAAUAUGAAAAUGUCAUAAUCCGGUUAUCGUGACCAAAAUGAUCAGUUAUCAUUAUUAUCGCAGUAUUCUUGAAUGUGCUCAGAAAGUACUUAUACACACACUGAAAUCUUUUAACCAAGUUAUUUUUUUUAACCAUUAGAAAACCCACUAUUUUGCAUGUUUUGUGUUUCUUAUGCUUCACUGAUACUGUUUUAGUCUUAGUGUUUUAUCUGUUUUAAUUGCUAAACUUUUAAUGUUUUAAAUAUUGGUUUGUACUGUAGCACUUUAAUAUUUAUUUAACUAAAAAGUGUGCAACAAAAGAAAAUAUAUUAUUAUUAUUAUUAUUCCUGCUCAGCAAUCCUUGAAUGCCCUGUAAAAACACCUACAUCUCGUAUUCCUCGGAGUAUAGCACAAUCACUCUUACACUCGAUCAUUGUUCUAAGAGAGCACAGUUUGUAGGUUCAAUAUGCACAAUUGAGUAGCUUUGUUUCUCAGACAGCAAUUUGUUUUUAUAAGUUUCGAUUGGGGUAUAUUGUUUCCUAAUUGGGAAAUACAUGAAUGUCUCUUGUUCAUAUGUUAGCAAGCUGGUGCCAGUCAGACCAUGAGUUUAUAA